UUUCCAAGAUGACUUCUUGACACUAUGACCUAUUCCAUCUUAAUCUUUUUUCUUCUCCGUCCUGCUACUCAUCUCAUCGUUCCUUCAUCUUCUUAUUUGAUUGAUAUCAUCGUCUUUUCGAUUUUAUCUCACUCCCUCAUCGAUAUGAUGAUAUUCUAAUCUAAUAACAGUGUCAGCGAUUCUUUACGACGUUACGAACCUUCAUGGCCUUCCGAAGAUACCCUCAAUUUUUACGACCCUACUCAUUUUAAUCCCGAGUCUUCCGUUUUCUCCCAAUUUAACUUUCGUCUGAAUUCCUUCUUCAUUGCGUUUUUUUCUCGCCUUUUCACCACCGCGAGACGGCUAGACCGUCGUGAUGGAUCAACCACCACCACCUCCGCCACAUGGCAAUAAUCCCAGGCCGACAAAUCCAAAUCCCAACCUUCCACCCGGCAAAUAUGAUAUAUUUAUCAUACCACCGCAUUCAUCCGGGUCGGGUUUCCUCUAUCUCCCAUCGCUGAAGCCGAACCUGAAUAGUUUCGCCGCGGGAUUUGCCAGCGCUUUGGUCUUAGUUGUCCUCGGCCAAAGCAUGGCACCUGCUUUUCGGGUAUGGUACAAUAACUUCCAGGGAAUGGGAAAUAUGGGGAUGGCGUUGUUGGUAAUAGGGGUUGGAGUCGGAGCGUGGUCUCUGGGAAGAACACAACAAGGUGGCGGUCCAAUACCUGGAGGAGGUGGUCCCGGCCCCGGUUCUGGAGAAGGCGGCGGAGGGAAUUUCUAUGGCCGAUAUGGUCCUGGAUUUGGAGGCUAUGGUGGCGGUCCGAAUCCCAAUGCCGGCCCACCUCCCAACGAUGAUAUGCCUCCGCCGCCUCCUCCUCACGGCUCACCCCCACCUCCUAGACCGACACCUGGUUCACAGAACAGGGGAGGUCCGCAGCAGUCGUGGCAACAAGAUCCGCAGGACGAAGAACCGAGAGAAUCGCCCACACCGCCUCCCCGACGACCACGCCAAGAGACACCCGAAGAACCCCCUAAGCCGAAACCUAGGGAACCUUCCCCAGAGCCUCCUAAGGAGCCCCCCAGGCCGUCUCCUAAGAAGAAGUCUAAGGAACCCCCUAGGGAAGCCCACAAGACUCCUAAGAAGCCGCCGCGAGAGCCGCCGAAGGAAUCGCCAAAGGAACCGCCUGAGGAACAGCCUAAGGAACAACCCAAGGAACAACCUAAGGAACCGCCAAAGGGUGCGUGGGAGAAGGCAAGAGAAGAAACCAGACGAAAGGAGGAAGAACGAAAGGCUAAGGAAGAGGAGCGAAAAGCCAAGGAGGCCGAGCAACGUAAAAGGGAUGAGGUAACCAAACGUCUUAGGGAAUUGCGCGAAAAGGAAGCCCGUGAGCGUGCUAGACGCGAACAAGAGUUGUAUGAGAGACGAGAGCGUGAUGCGCGCGAGAAAGAACAACGAGAACGUGAACAACAAGAAAGGGAACGGGAGCGACAAGAAAGAGAGCAGAGGGAGAAGGAGCAGAGAGAGAGAGAACAAAGGGAAAAUAGACUCCGAGAAGCUCGAGAACGACAACUUCGCGAGAAGCUCGAAGAAGAACGGGCACGCCGAGAGAGGCUUGAGAGAGAAGUCCAGGAAAAGGAAGCGAUACGAGCCAGAGAGGCAGCUGAGGCAGCACGGUUGAAGGCAGCAGAAGAGGCUAGGUUGCGAGAGGCCCAGGCAGCUAAGAUCAGAGAGCAAGAAGCCGCUAAGGUUAGGGAAGCGGUGGCUGCUAAGGUUCGAGAGAUGCGAGAGAAAGAGGCUGCUAGGCAGCGGGAAGCCGAAGCUGCUAGACAAAAGAAGCAGGAGGAGGAAGCAGCGAGGAUAAGAGAAGCCGAGGCAGCAAGGUUGAGAGAGCAGGAAGCAAAGGAGGCUGAGAGCAGGAGAGGUGCAUAUGCGUUCUCGUCAGUGGGUGAAAAGACUAACCCUUGGCCGAACGGAAAACCACCUAUGCCACCUAUGCCUGCGUCUCCCAAACCAGCCCCAAGUACUACGUCUAGUAAACACACCACCACUCAGAGUACUGCUUCUAGUCGACCGCCACCAGCAGCAUCAGCAACCCCAAGACCAAGCCCGACACCAAGUGCAAAGGCACAAAGCACCAGGGCACCCAGCGGAGUCAACGAAGAGACGUAUUCGUUUCGACCAUACGACCAGCCUAAGAGCCAUGGUCGAAAAAAGUCGAACGAAACAGCCUUUACAGGAUCGUCAUAUGCCCCAUCGCAGGCCCCGUCGCAUUCGACUGCACGAACAACGCCUCCACCAUCCGAACGAGCCCCUUACGAGACCAACGAUCCGAAAAAGAUUGUCAUCAAAGCUGUUUAUGGUUUUGUCAAUCAAUUUUCCAAGACACCGGCGUCUCAGCUUAUUUCUGGCUAUAGUCCAGUCACAGACGGUUUGAUUCUUCGCAUAUCUUCGGAAGGCAUCUUCAUCGACGAUGAUGUCCGUAACGAGCCGCAACGAGAUUGGGAUGUCAAAGCCUGGACCCUUAAGACUGUUGAGGUAUGGUGCCCGUCGCAUUGUGUCACAGAAACCGCCACAGCCGCCGCCAAAGCGCCAUCCAGAACUCAUCGCUUCCGAUCGACGAUACGUGGCGACCCGAAAACGCUAACGGGCGACGAUGCCGCGGUGUGUGUCGCCGAGCUCUCACAUUCUUGCAAGAACGAAUGCCGCUAUUCUGCUCAGAACGCACGAAGCGCCACGUCGUCGUCAUUUGUUAGCAGCGCUAGGCGACGUGGCUUGCAUCUAAUGCGCGCGACAGUCAGAGACCAGGACGGCAGAAGACACUUGUUCGUCAUCGACGGAGAAGAGGGCUGGAAGUUAGCUGAAGGCCUCACUCAACUGCUCAGAGGUUCUCAACACAGGCAGCUAGGCAUCCAAUGUAUGGCAAAGACCGAAGCCCAAACCAUACUUGAGACUCUUGGCUGGUGACUAAAGGGGACGCUGGUGGCAACCGGCAGUACUUAUGGGAUAUCAUCUGGCAGGCGAUGGGCGACUGGAAUGUUGAAGUCGUUGUCGCAUUCCACCGCCGCCAGGCUCCACUCUAUUGGAUGGACUUACCAUCCCUUCUUGGUCAAUACUUAAUCGUUCAUUCUUCCUACCCAAUGCAUUGGCGAUGCGCGGCGGCGUACGGUUUAGUUAGUCUAAAUUUGCAAAACGGAGAGCGCAAUUUCUUUCUGCGUAGCGGAGGACCUGGCAUCAUAGCACGGAAACCCCCGUGUAGAGAGUUAGUUGAGAUUGCCACCGAUUGGUCAAUUAACUGGAUAUAUACCACCACUGAGACAAUGAAAAUACAUUGAUACGAAA
This is a messenger RNA of Annulohypoxylon maeteangense, 3316 nucleotides long. RefSeq lists its product as uncharacterized. The record is from RefSeq and is a predicted model, not a curated record. Lineage: Eukaryota; Fungi; Ascomycota; Sordariomycetes; Xylariales; Hypoxylaceae. Bases 356 to 2941 code for a protein of 861 amino acids. The transcript has a single exon.